AUGCCUUCAAUAGAUAAUGAUGCCAGUGCAUCAACAGUUUCUUCAUCGAUUAGUUUGGUUAAAACCAUUAUAGGUGCCGGUUUAUUAUCUAUGCCAUUGGCGUAUUCUACAGAUGGGAUCAUUUUUGGUACAUUUAUCAUAUUACUAGCUGCUUUCACUAGUGGAUUUGGUUUAUUCUUGCAAUGUUAUGUAAGUAGAUAUGUCCCGGUUAAGCAUGCAACUUUUUUCAAUUUAUGUUCAAUCACGUAUCCUCAUUUAUCUGUGGUGUUUGAUUUCGCUAUUGCUGUUCAAUGCUUUGGUUGUGCAGUAUCUUAUUUAGUGUUGAUUCGUGAUUUAAUGCCCACUAUAGUGACUUAUGUCCCAUAUAUUGAUGAGAAACAUUAUCCACUGUUUUGGUUAUUAGUGUCCACAGUGUUGACUAUUCCAUUAUCAUUUUUGAAAAAUUUGGAUUCAUUGAAAUAUUCAUCAAUUUUAGGACUUGUGGCCAUUUUUUAUAUGACAAUUUUAGUGAUUGGACAUUAUUUUGCUGGUGAUAUUGAACGACAAGGACAAAUCACUUUAUUCCCAACUAGUGUUACUGGGGUAUUUAGCACCUUUUCAAUUAUUGUAUUUGCAUUUACCGGUCACCAAAACAUGUUUUCCAUUAUCAAUGAAGCUAGAGAUAAAUCAUUGACAAGUCUCACCAAAUUGGUCAAUUUUGCCAUUGGUAUAUCCAGUUUGUUAUUUAUUGCUGUUGGAUUAUCAGGGUAUUUGACAUUUGGUCAAGAUGUCGAUGGUAAUGUGAUUUUACUGUAUCCAAAUGGGUUAACCACCACAAUUGGUAGAUUUUGUAUUGUGUUUAUGGUUACGUUUUCUUUCCCAUUGAUGAUUCAUCCAGCAAGAAUUUCCAUCAAUAACAUUUAUCAUUGGGUAACAACCAAUUAUUUCGACAAAGACGAAGCUAAUGAAAGUACUGCCUUGCUAGGAAAUGAAUCCCAAGAAUCUCAAAUUGCCGAAGAUGAAGAACAGGGUAAAACUCACUUAUCUCAUGUCGUUCCUUUCCCUCAUAAACAUUUUGUGAUUGUCACAACAUCGUUAUUGAUUAUUGGUUAUUUGUUAGCCAUUUCUAUUAAAUCAUUUGCAUUAAUUUUGGCAAUCGUCGGUGCUUCAGGUUCGACUUCGAUUUCCUUUAUUUUGCCUGGUUUAUUUGGUUAUAAAUUAAUUGGAUCAGAGCUGGAUGAUCCAAGCACAUUAGAAGUUGCUUUCAAGAAUUUGUCUUUGGGGUUGACUUUUUGGGGUGUAGCUGUCAUGAUCUUGUGCUUAUAUAGUAGCUUGACUUUAUAA
Candida albicans SC5314 is the source of this 1323-nucleotide messenger RNA. RefSeq names its product Avt7p (gene AVT7). Bases 1 to 1323 code for a protein of 440 amino acids. The transcript has a single exon. Gene Ontology annotation, cellular component: fungal-type vacuole membrane. Gene Ontology annotation, biological process: amino acid transmembrane transport. Lineage: Eukaryota; Fungi; Ascomycota; Pichiomycetes; Serinales; Debaryomycetaceae. The record is from RefSeq and is a predicted model, not a curated record. Gene Ontology annotation, molecular function: L-tyrosine transmembrane transporter activity; L-arginine transmembrane transporter activity; L-lysine transmembrane transporter activity.